Carica papaya (papaya) is the source of this 1851-nucleotide messenger RNA. RefSeq names its product beta-glucuronosyltransferase GlcAT14B-like. Gene Ontology annotation, molecular function: glucuronosyltransferase activity. Gene Ontology annotation, cellular component: membrane. The record is from RefSeq and is a predicted model, not a curated record. NCBI's taxonomy places the organism in Eukaryota, Viridiplantae, Streptophyta, Magnoliopsida, Brassicales, Caricaceae.
CUCUCUCUUACAAAUUCCAUUGUUGCUCUGUGCUCAGUGCAGUCAUGUUUACAGGCAUAAACCCAAAAUCAUUUCUUCCUCCAUCAUCACUCUCAACCCACUUGGAUCCCCACACACACAAUUUAUAUGCACUCGAUACUGAAACACAGAUCCUCCUGCACUAUACCCGAUAACCCAGAAAACACCAAACGGAAAUGAAAGAAAAAAUCUCUCUUUUUCAUCAAUGAAGAAUAAUCUUUACCAGUAUCUACGUACAUGUAUGUAUUGAUUAUUGUAUUAUUUUUGGUAAUAUAGCUUUCAUCGAGUUCUUCUCUCUGAGCGGUCACAUGGAUACCACGAAGCUGCAGCAGAACCAGAAGAAGAGAAGAUGGUUCUUCCCUCUGAUCUCCACUCUCGUUCUCUCCACUCUCAUCGUCACUACCGUCCUCUCCAUUUCCUCACCUUCCUUCCGUUUCGCUCGCCGCCGUAGUACCAAAGCGGUUAAAACCCGCCCGAGCUUUGUGGAAUCCAAGCUUCAAAUAUCCCCAACCUCCACAGACCCAGUACCCAGACUAGCGUAUCUGAUCUCUGGCUCUAACGGAGAUGGGGAGAGCUUGAAGAGGACCCUGAAAGCUCUGUACCAUCCGAGGAACCAGUACGUGGUUCAUCUGGAUUUGGAGGCUUCGCCGGAGGAGAGAUUGGAGCUGGCUAGGUUCGUCCGAGAUGAGCCACUUUUUGCCGAGGUGGGUAACGUCAGGAUGAUCGUAAGAGCCAAUUUGGUCACUUACAGGGGACCCACAAUGGUUAGCAACACACUUCAUGCGGCGGCGAUUUUGUUGAGAGGCGGCGAAGAAAGGGAUUGGUUCAUUAAUCUCAGUGCCUCUGAUUAUCCGCUGGUGACGCAAGAUGAUCUGCUUCAUGCAUUAUCAGCUGUUCCAAGGCACCUUAAUUUUAUUGAGCAUACCAGUGAUAUUGGUUGGAAGGAGUGGCACAGAGCCAAGCCCGUUAUAAUUGAUCCAGGACUAUAUAGCUUGGAAAAGUCAGAUGUGUUUUGGGUCACAGAGAAGAGGAGCGUGCCAACUGCAUAUCGACUUUUUACAGGUUCUGCUUGGAUGAUGCUCUCUCGUCCAUUUAUAGAAUACUGUGUCUGGGGGUGGGACAACCUCCCAAGAGUUGUCCUCAUGUAUUAUGCCAACUUUCUUUCUUCUCCGGAAGGAUAUUUCCACACGGUCAUCUGCAAUGUAGAUGAGUUCCGAAACGCUACUGUAAAUCAUGACCUCCAUUUCAUAUCCUGGGACAACCCUCCAAAACAGCACCCACAUUUCCUCACUGUUGAGGACUACCAGAGGAUGGUCGAUAGCAAUGCCCCAUUUGCAAGGAAAUUUGGUCAUAAUGAACCUGUUCUUGACAAGAUUGACUCCGAGCUUUUGAGACGUAAUGGUACUGGGUUUGUACCAGGUGGAUGGUUUGACAAGGAAGAUAACUCAUCUGUAAGCAACUCCACCUACCUCAAGAUAAACACCACGGAGCUCAGACCUGGUCCAGGCGCUGAAAGGCUCCAGAGUCUCAUUACUGGUCUUUUGUCAGCUGAAAAGCUCCAUGGUUCGCAAUGUGUCUGAAACUGAAGGUCCAGUUGACCAACUUUGCUAGAACAGACCUCUCAUCAUAAUGGUUCAGUUAAUAAUGGAAGUAUGAGAAUAGGAAACAUACAUAGAUAUAGGAGUAAAGGGGGAAGAGAAGCUGUCCCCAAUAUUUAGAAUAUAUGUGAUACAUUUUACAUUCUCUGCAUAAUAACUGUGUAGCUCAAUCACUGAUGUUCUAGUUCGAUGUGUUAGAUUCACAGGAUUAAUCAAAUAUGAUGAUUUAAUUUUC